CACAAUAGAUGGGCAAGGGCUCCUUCAAGUACGCCUGGGUGCUGGACAAACUGAAGGCUGAGCGUGAGCGUGGUAUCACCAUCGACAUCGCUCUGUGGAAGUUUGAGACCAGCAAGUACUACGUGACCAUCAUUGAUGCCCCCGGACACAGGGACUUCAUCAAGAACAUGAUCACUGGUACCUCUCAGGCUGACUGCGCCGUGCUGAUCGUUGCUGGCGGUGUCGGUGAGUUCGAGGCCGGUAUCUCCAAGAACGGCCAGACCCGUGAGCACGCCCUGCUGGCCUUCACUCUGGGUGUGAAGCAGCUCAUUGUUGGAGUCAACAAGAUGGACUCCACUGAGCCCCCUUACAGUGAGGGACGAUUCAAAGAGAUCGCGAAGGAAGUGAGCGCCUACAUCAAGAAGAUCGGCUACAACCCCGCCACCGUUGCCUUCGUCCCCAUCUCUGGAUGGCACGGAGACAACAUGCUGGAGGCCAGUGACAAGGUGAGAGACAUUAAACACUGUAGCUGUUGUUGGAUCUUUCCUCACAUCAAAUCCCCUUAAAUCAGACCAUCACACAGACAAC
Molecule: messenger RNA, 567 nt
Organism: Plectropomus leopardus (leopard coralgrouper)
Lineage: Eukaryota; Metazoa; Chordata; Actinopteri; Perciformes; Serranidae
Source: RefSeq, a predicted model, not a curated record